AACAAAGAAAAUUAAAAACAAUAUUUUUGACAAAUAAAUAUAUUAUUUUUUGCAAUUUGCAUUUGAGUUGUCAUGACUGUAACCUAUACCGCAGAAGUUGCAACAUGCAAGAAAUUCGGUUGCUUUGUAAAAUUGCUGGCAAGAUGGAGAGGAAGCAUUUACAAAUUGGUCUGGAUGGAUUUGCUACUAUUUCUCGCUUUAUACUACGGAAUUAAUUUGAUAUAUAUUUAUUUACUGGAUAAAGAUUCCCAGAAGACCUUCGAAAGUGUGGUGUACUAUUGUGCCAGUUACAGCAGCCUGAUACCGCUCUCAUUUGUUUUGGGUUUCUAUGUCAAUUUGGUGAUGACCCGAUGGUGGGAGCAGUACAUAACCAUCCCUUGGCCGGACUCGGUGGCAGUCUAUGUCAGUGCCCAUGUUCAUGACCAGGACGAGCGCGGUCGUGUCAUGCGUCGCACAGUCAUGCGUUACGUCUGUCUAUGUCUGACAAUAGUCUUCACCAUGAUCUCGCCCUGUGUCAAGAAACGAUUUCCGAAAAUGAAACAUUUGGUUGAGGCCGGCCUCCUGCUGGAGAAUGAGAAGAAAAUCAUUGAGUCAAUGGAUGUGGCCUUUCCAAAGUAUCCCAAACAUUGGAUGCCAAUUAUAUGGGCGGCCAGUAUAAUUACAAGGGCACGCAACGAGGGUCUGAUACGGGAUGAUUUUGCGGUUAAGACCAUUAUAGAUGAACUGAAUAGCUUCCGUGGUCGCUGUGGCACCCUUAUGUACUAUGACUUUAUCAACAUUCCCUUGGUCUAUACGCAAGUUGUGACCAUUGCCGUGUACUCGUUUUUCGUGUGCAGUCUUUUGGCCCAUCAAUGGACUGAGUUCAAGAAAAACACCUACGAGGGCUUGGACUUCUACAUGCCACUCUUUAUUACAUUGCAGUUUUUCUUCUACAUGGGCUGGCUAAAGGUGGCUGAAACAUUGAUUAAUCCCUUUGGAGAAGACGAUGAUGAUUUUGAGGUUAACUGGAUGAUUGAUCGCAAUUUGCAAGUGUCCUAUUUGAUCGUUGAUGAAAUGCACCAUGAACAUCCGGAGUUGGUGAAGGACCAGUACUGGGAUGAUGUCUAUCCCAAUGAGUUACCCUAUGAAUCAGAGGCCAAAAGAGAACAACAUCCCGAGCACUCAACAGCCAAAUAUGAUGUGGACGAAUCCUUGGAACAGUCUUUUAAUAAAAUAUACCCGAGUGGGGAAACGGGAUCUGCCAUCGAUUCUCUGGGUAGUAUUGAAGGUGAGAUUUUGAAUAGAGUGCUAGAAAAGCGUUCUUCGGAGCCUCUCUUACAAGAAAAUUCCUCCUCGGAUGUGGAAAGUGUACAAAAAAUCGUGUCUUAUAGAUCAUCAGAGUUUUCGGAAAAUAUUUUAUGGAAGAAGGACGAAAAUGAUGGUAAAUCACAAAUAACUUUAGAUACUAUUUCCGAAGAUAAACGAUUAGAACAUGAGAAAAGCGAAAUAAUGGGUGAAGAAGAAUCUUGCCAGGAGGAAGGAGAAGAAGUCCAGGAUACAUACGAAAGUGAGACUGAAGUUGAUCCCUUUGAGCAGUUACGCCUGGAACGUCAAUGGCAACGCAUCCAGAGAAUGCAUGAUUUUCUUCAACGUUAUUUUGGUCCACAUUUCAAAAUUGAAAUGCCACAGGUUAUUCCAGAUAAUGGAACCUUAACGAAAAGUAGGAAGGCAUGUAGGAAGAGGACGAAGGAAGAAUCCAACUCUGUGGAAAAUAAUACUUCAAUGGAAUCAAAUUUGAGAGAAAUUCUUGAUAACCUUCCUAUUAAAGGAAUGCAGAUACCCAGUGAUGUAUCAAUGCCAUUCCUUGUUGAUGAUGGAACUUCGCCAAUGAGUUCGGCAAAAAGUUACUCCACAGCUGGUAUUUCUGAAUAGAAUUCUUUGGAGACAUACCUCCUUCUUAUUGAAUAGCGCAGCAUUUUAAUAAUUUACCACACAAUUUAAUGUAAUUCCUUGUAUCUAGAAUGAAUUAUUUAAUUUUUAUAUUUAUUGCUUUUAAUAAACUAAAAUUGUGUUCCACAUA
Molecule: messenger RNA, 2059 nt
Organism: Musca domestica (house fly)
Lineage: Eukaryota; Metazoa; Arthropoda; Insecta; Diptera; Muscidae
Product: bestrophin-4-like
Exons: 6
Coding region: 73-1911 (612 amino acids)
Molecular function (GO): chloride channel activity
Source: RefSeq, a predicted model, not a curated record